UUGUAUUGGCACGUAGCCCUUUAUUCUCCAUUUUUUUCUAUCCGCGUAUUUACUUUGCAUGUGUGAAUUAAUUCCAGCAUAGCGAAACAAGCCAUGUGAAACUGAACUGAACCCGUUAGAAGAAAUAACUGGGUGCGACGGUUGAAGUUAACUGGCAAAAAAUUAACCAUGGUGGUGGUCGUAAGUUGGUGGCGGCUAACAAGCAAGACUGGAUAGUUGAAUUCAGCACUUUUGGAGGAGAAUGGGCGUGUUCGGGUCGCAUUAUUAUUCAUCUCCUGGACCAAGUGAAGGACGUACAGCCUCAGGUUAGAUGUAAAGUUGAAAGUCAAGCCUCAGGAGAAAGGGGAGUCUCCGACCGGGAGCAAGAAGAAGAGAAUGAGGAGGCACGACGUCUUCUUUCUUCUUGGCAUCUUAGUUUUUGUCAAAGCCACGAGUUAAAUGUGUUCAAAGCAGGGAGGGGAGCCGUGGCAGAGUGGGUGGGAACAAUGGGAGAGGCUAUUUUAGCAUAAAGUCUCUGCCAGCGCUGCCGACAGCUCUCACCAGUCUUCCCAGUCAGGUAAAUCCUUCCCCAGUGUGGGUAACAGGCUUUCUUCAUCCAGCAUAGGUGGACCUUUUUUGUUGUUGAAGGAGACAUGACUUGACCAGCUCGCAGCGCUGCCUCUCUGAAGUUUAUUGUUGGCCACUGUUCUACUUUGCUGCUGUAAGGUAGAGCAGCACCACUCUGCCUGGGAAGCAGUGACAGCUGGACGGAUAGACUGCCCUGUGAAGUGUUCUCCUUUUCAUGGAUGCCAGGGUGGUCCUGCUGCACUUAUGGACAGUCCUUGUCCUCCUGAUAGCAGAGCUGAAGUGGAUUGAUGCUGCAGAGGUCUUCACUAACACUUGGGCUGUCCAGAUCAAUGGGGGGCCAGAGGAGGCCGACCGCAUCGCCAGGGAACACGGUUUCAUCAACCACGGCAAUGUUUUCGGAGAUUAUUAUCACUUCAGGCAUCACGCCGUGGAGAAGAGGGCUUUGUCUGGCCACAGGGGGAUGCACAUCAGACUGCAAAAAGAACCACAGGUCCUGUGGGCAGAACAGCAAGUGGUGAAAAAAAGGAAGAAGAGAGAUAUCUAUGAAGACCCAACAGACCCGGAUUUCCCCAAGCAGUGGUACCUGUCCACCCCAACACAUCAAGACCUGAAUACCAAGGUAGCCUGGGCUCAAGGCUACACGGGAAGAGGUGUAGUGGUGACUAUCCUGGACGACGGCAUUGAGAAGGACCACCCAGACCUCAUCAGCAAUUAUGACCCUGAGGCCAGCUACGAUGUUAAUGACGGGGAUGCUGAUCCCCAACCACGAUACACGCAGCGGAACGAGAACAGACAUGGAACUCGAUGUGCAGGAGAAGUCGCAGCAGCAGCCAACAACGGUGUGUGCGGUGUAGGUGUGGCUUUUAAUGCUAAAAUUGGAGGAGUUCGUAUGUUGGAUGGGGAGGUGACAGACGUGGUGGAAGCCCACUCUUUGAGUCUCAACCCGCAGCACAUCCACAUUUAUAGUGCGAGCUGGGGGCCGGAGGAUGAUGGCAAGUCACUGGACGGACCUGCCAAGCUGGCUAAAGAGGCUUUCCUCCAGGGAAUCACCAAGGGACGUGGCGGCCAAGGCUCCAUCUUUGUCUGGGCAUCGGGAAAUGGUGGCCGGGAACAGGACAGCUGUAACUGUGACGGCUACACCAACAGCAUCUACACCCUUUCCAUCAGCAGCACCACGCAGUCCGGCAACGUGCCGUGGUACAGCGAGCCCUGCUCUUCCACCCUCGCUACAACCUUCAGCUCUGGAAACCCGGGGGAGAAACAGAUAGUGACUACAGACUUGAGGCAAAAGUGCACAGACUCGCACACGGGGACGUCUGCCUCAGCCCCGCUGGCUGCUGGGAUCAUCGCUCUGGCUCUGGAGGCCAAUAUGAACCUGACCUGGAGGGACAUGCAGCACCUGGUGGUGAGAACGUCCCGGCCCGGACACCUCAGCGCCGGGGACUGGAGGACCAACGGAGUAGGGCGCAGAGUGAGUCAUUCGUACGGUUAUGGGAUUCUGGAUGCAGGUGCCGUGGUGGCUUUGGCACAGAACUGGACCACAGUUGGACCGCAGCAUCAGUGUGUUCACACCAUGCUCACAGAACCAAGAGACAUCGGGAACAAGCUGGUUUUCAGCAAAAGUGUGGAUGCCUGCUGGGGACGACCGGAGUAUGUCAGCUCUCUGGAACACGUUCAGGCUCGCCUCACUCUCUCCCACAACCAGAGAGGAAAAUUGGCCAUUCAUCUCAUCAGCCCACUGGGCACACGCUCCACCUUGCUGUUCCCCAGGCCCAAUGACUUCUCCUCAGAGGGAUUCAACGACUGGGCCUUUAUGACUACCCACUCAUGGGGUGAAGAUCCUCAAGGAGAAUGGACGCUAGAAAUAGAAAACGUAGCAGCUAAUGGACGUGACUAUGCUGUGUUAAGUCAGUUCACCCUCAUCCUGUGGGGUACUGGACCCAGCGUCAUCAACCCCUCAUCAUCUGACUUCCCCCGGCCGUCGAACAACAGCUGCAAGACCUUCGACGCCCAGCAGAUCUGUAUUGAGUGCAGCCCCGGCUUCUCCCUCUUCCUCCAGGGCUGUGUGAAGUUAUGCCCGCCGGGCUUCACCUCGGGGCCGCAGCUCCUCAACCUCUCCCUUGAGAACUGGGUGGACCUGUCUUCUGUCCAGGCUUGCCUACCCUGCAACCCCGCCUGUCUCACAUGCUCUGGCACGGGGCCUACAGACUGCCUGUCCUGCCCUCCUCACAGCCACCUCGUUCUCACCUCCUGCCUGCACCAGAACCAGGUCCAGCGCAAAUCUCCACUAGCCGGGGAACUCCGGAGCGAGGGCGCCCAGCCAGAGGAGGAGAUGCCAGCGGCAGAAGACAACAGCGGACAAGGCGAGGAACCUCCGGGGGUCAGCGAAGCUCCGUCCAAUCAGCUGGCUGCCGUAGUGGCCGUGCUCAGCUGUGCCUUUAUCCUGGCUGCCUUCGUCGGGGUCUUCCUCUUGCUACAGAUGCGCUCAAGGGGCACGUCUUUGGGCUGGAGGACCAAACUGCCCUCUGUGUAUUCAGAGACGAGGGGGGUGCGGGUGGGCUUUGGUUUUGGCUUCGGCCAAGGACGAGAAAGGAAGGCACGGAUAUGUUACAAGGGGAUCCCCACUGUGUGGGGGGAUGAGGACAUGAUCGCAUACCAGUCUGAAUCAGACAGCGAGGAAGUGGACGGUCACAGCGAGAGGACAGCUUUUAUCAAGACGCAGAGCUCGAUCUAGAUGAAUCUGAUGUUGUAGCGUCUGACUGUAUGGAGCUGAAACACGAAGGAGAAUUACACUGAACACUAAACGCAGGCCUUACUGUCCCAUCAGCACCCCAUCCAAAUGCAUUAAACAGUGAAUCAUUAGUUUUUUCAUGUAUUUAUUUACAUCCGAUAAUUUAUCUCACACAUUCGACUCUUCGUCACCAAUUUAAGGUGUUAUGCAAUUGUGUUACCUAUUUUCAAUUUUUUAAAAGGGAAGAGUUUUUGAAGUGGGGUUGUAUUUCCUUAAGUAGAAUCUGAGUUAAUCCUUUAACACACUUUAACACACAAAUUAAAUGAUCGUGGCAACAAUAGGCCAGUCACUCCCGUGUGCUGCGAGGUAAAAUUAAAGUUUUUGUCAAGGAAGUCGAAAAUCGAAAGCGAAAAUAUUCUGAAUAUAGCUUAAGAUUAAACUGAUAUUGAUUUCUUUUUAAGUGGGUCUUUUUCAGGUGUCUAAAAUACAUUUUGCUGCUGUCCCCGUCCACAUCAGUAAACUGCUUAGCCUUUGUGUCAGUACUCCUGCCUGCUUCUCUAAACUGAAAGCGUGCCAAACGCCAUCUACUGUAGGUAAUACACUAACUAUGGAUAAGUACCUCAUAAAAUAGUACUUUCCCUUUAAAGACCUGCUUGACAAUAUUUUGUCGAUGUUGUCAAGGGGGUGUUCGAGAAAUUAGGUAUUGCACCACCACAAAGUUGGGGGACUUACAUGAAAGAUCAUGGUUCCUACUCCCACAUACAGGUCAAAAACCCUGAAUCCUACAUUUCCUUUAUCUGAAUAGCAUCUUUCGUUUGAGCUUCUCUGCCUGGUAAAUGUUUUUGAAACUUCACACCCCCAGUUUCUAAAAAAAAAAAUUUGCAGUCUCCAAGCCAAUCACAACUCAGCAUCUUGAGGGUUAUUGUUUCAAAGCUCCUCCAGAACUACAGGAGAAUAUUAUACAACCCUCUCAGGCUGAGCAGUACUCUCAGUGACAAGUGAACUGAACUGGAGGUGGAAAAUGAGUGCUGCCGUAAACCAGCAGAGUGCAUUAUUUCUCAAACAUGCAGUGAUUUGUCUCUAAAACAGACACCUAGACAUCAGUACAGGCGGACUUCUAAUAAAUUGGCAUUAUAUUUUGUCAGAUGCCUGGCGGACUGUGGGCCAGGGGUCGCCAAGUUGACACAUUAUUCAUUAACAGUGAGAAAACUUUAAAUUGAAGAUUUCCGUAGAGUACUGUGAAGGCAUAAUAAAACAUCCCGCUGGCUGUUUGAUAAGCAGGACGCUGUGGUGGAUGCUCUAUUUUCAAUCAAAGCACAGUGGGGGAAUUGCUACCGCAGCAUCCACACAUCAGGUAUAUCAGUCACAGAAUCUCAUUGACUUGUGGUAAAGUAACACUGUUUUUGAAUGAGAUGAAAAAACACUUAGCCCAAAGCCGCUUGGCUGACCUUUACAGCAUUUUUUCCUCCUGCCGGUAAGAAAGAAGAUCAUUUUCUCUUCAUUUUCCCCACAGAGCAUAUAUUGAUUUUGGGGCUUCUCUCCCAGAACAUCUUCAUCAGGGUAAAGCUCUUUCCCUUUCUGUUGUGAGCGCCAUACAUUAUAAGACAAAUACAUGCUUUAUUAUCCCCAUCUAUAACAGUGUAGACUUGCUGCUGCGCAAGUUGAAUCAAAGCCUUUGGAUAUAAAGGCCAGAAUAGUUAAAGUGAUUAAGUAAUGAGGAGAUCUUGUAUUGCAUUUUCUAUGUUUGUUUUAUAUCCUUUUUUAUUUAACUGACAAUGGAUGUUAAUAUUGUGGAGAUCAGUUUCAUGCUGGAAUAAAAUGACUUUGGCUGUUGCAUAGAUA
Molecule: messenger RNA, 5140 nt
Organism: Centropristis striata (black sea bass)
Lineage: Eukaryota; Metazoa; Chordata; Actinopteri; Perciformes; Serranidae
Gene: furinb
Product: furin (paired basic amino acid cleaving enzyme) b
Exons: 16
Coding region: 782-3301 (839 amino acids)
Biological process (GO): peptide hormone processing
Cellular component (GO): trans-Golgi network; Golgi membrane
Molecular function (GO): serine-type endopeptidase activity
Source: RefSeq, a predicted model, not a curated record